GACGGUUCCGACCACCGGUCCUGCUGCGCGAACUGGGGCGUGCCGAGACGGUGCCUGGACUGGUGCCGCGGGGAACCCCUGCUCAACGGCAAGCUGUGUGUGCUGUCCUACACCAAGCAGAUCAUGAACUGCUUCCACGAGAACAGAGACAAGCUGCCCGGACCGCCGCAGAACGUCCGCGUCGAGCCCAUCGACUCCCAGUCCGUGCGCGUCAAGUGGGACCCGCCCGUCAAGAACCCCCACACCGUGCAGGUGUACAGGGUGUUCUACCGGCAGAUCGGCAGCAAGCCCCUCAAGAACGAUACGAACGGCACGUCUGUCAUCCUGGUUGGUCUAAAAGAGAACGCCGAGUACGAGUGUGUGGUGAAAGCGGGCAACCACAUGGGCACCUCCACACUCACCGAGCCCAUCGUGUUCAGCACCUCCACCGACAAGUACAUCACGUCGUCGACUAGCAUCGGGGACGACUCCUCGCACGUCGGUGUCGCCGUGGGCGUGGUCAUGGCCCUGCUCAUCGUGCUGGCGGUGGUCGCGGGGGCCGUGUGGUUCCUGCGUUCCAGACACCUCCUGGGCCGCAAGCACCCCGGGGGUGUUGCCUUCGAGAACCCAUCGUACCUGCGCGAGGUCAACAUGGACCACAUUCAGGUACCCCAGGGUCAGCCUGGCGAGAACCCUCUUGCGACGGUGCUGAACGGGGCCGCGAACGGCAGCGCCCUUUCGACGCUGUCCGGGGCCGCGAACGGCAACGGCCUGGCGGGGGCGUCGGCGGGGCACGGCGCGGGCUGGAAGCACGAGAGCCUCCACGUGCCCGCCCAGCAGCAGGAGGUGGCACCCUCUCUGUACGAAGAGCUCAAGCUCGGCCAGGACGGCGCGGGAUUCAAAAAGCUAAAGCCCUAGUAUCAGGUGGACCUCUUGGAGUCACCUAUGUAGGCCACCCGCUGCGGUCCUACGGCGAUAGUGCCCCAAGUGCUCCAAGCUAGCGCACUUCGGUGACCGUCGUGCUGCUCCGACAACCCAGUUUGUGUUAUUUGGACUUCUCAUCCUUCUUGCCUCAGGUUCAUUUGUUGUGACAUUGGAUUGACCUGCAGUCGUUUUCCGGCCUGAGUCCCUUUUAAUGACUUAUGUUUUUGUCGUUGGUAAAUUUAGACUUUAUUUACAUCAAGGUGAAGUUAUUGAUUUUCAGUGUGAUAUAACUUUUAAGGUGACCCCAUCUAUUAAUAAUAGGGUCAUGUAUCAUUGGGCCUUUUGGGAGUAUCAUGUAGUGUGUUGUAUAUUUCUAUGAAGCCCCGUGGGACUUAAUGUUACUCGAGAUUAAUUCAUUGUGAUCAUCGAGCUGUGUUGAGUGCCUAUAAUAUAGUAAGGAAUUCCCGUACGCAUGUGUGUAUGAAUGAAAGUAUGAUAUGUAUGUAUGUAAAUAUUGAUUGACUGGACAAUACGUAUGACGUAGUAGUAGAAAAAUGUUAAUGUUAUAAUAAUUCUAUAAGUUUCCUUUUUUUUUAUUGUUGGGAAAGCCUUAUCUAAUGAAGUUACUGUAAUAUACAUAAAUCAUCUACGUAAAAUGUUAGGGCAUUAUUUGUUUGACACUGUUUUUCUGUAUGUAAAAGAAGAAGGUGCUUUCCAGUUAAGUAGUGAUUCUCUUUAGAAUGACUUUUGGAUAACAUUAUUCAAAACACAUAAUUUUGUUACAAUUUUUGGACAAAGUUUAUUGUGGAGCGGCGUGGGAGAUUUUAAAGUAAAUGAAAAGAUGAAGUUAGUUAGAUGCAUCUUCUUGAAAACAGUUUUUAAGUUUUAGCCUGCCCUUCUGCAUUGUAAAAGCUAUAAAGUGGGCCUAUUUGUUUGAAGCAUCAGGGUGAAAGCUGGAGAAGCAAGGUAGGAGUACUAGUCUUUUUUAAGUUUAGUAUCUACAGUAAGGUAAGACGUUAGUUGAAUAAAAGCAAUGCUUCGGCAGUUAAAGACUUUGACCAGCUCUUUUGAGAAUACAAAGAAACAUUCACUGAUACUUCAUAUUAAUAAAUUGUUUUGUUAUCUUUUCUGAUUUUAAAUUGCAGCCCAUUGUGAAAAUAUUUUUGAGCUAUAGUGUACCAAAAUGGUUUUAUAGUAAAGUGGUCACAAUUUUGAAGAUUACUGUUUUGGUAUAGCAUUUAUACAGGGUGAUCAUUACUCAGUUAGAAAAAAGAUGAAAGACAAAUGCAAGUUUAAGCUUUGUAAAUACACACUCUGAAAAAAUGCUCAGUUUUCUUUGAGUGGUGGUUUGCUUUUUAAGAAACAGAUUGAGGCUAUAUGUGAAAGUGUGUGCGUAUGUUUAGCAGCAAGAUGAGAUCGUAAGAAAUGCAUUUCAGAUCAUGGCUAAUUAUACCGAGAAAAAAUUAGAGUAUGUAUGUAAUGGUACAAUGUGAGUGUGGAUAUGGAAAUGUAUAAUAUUUGUAUGACAGUAAUUGGCCCACAUCAGGAAAAAUUAUCUAGUUCAAAAUAGAUAAGAUGAAAGAUAAGUGUGAUUUAAUUUUAGGAAAUGUCAGCGGAGCAUAUGAUUCUAUGCUAUGAAGCAGAGUUUUAGAAAUUCUGCGUUAGUUCUGGAAAAAGAUGAGUACUCUCAAGGGAGUGUGCAUACUUCAUAUGAAUGAUUGUAUGAAAAUUAUCAUAGAUAGCAUGAUAUGCUUUUUCAUUUCAUAAUUUCAUGGUUCAUGAGUUUGAGAAGAUUUGGUACAGAAGAACCAUGUAAAUAAUAAUCAGUAUCUAUGUGAAUCAGUCACAACCAUAUCAAUUUUUCUAAAGAGGAGGUUUUGUUGCUGUAUAUAAGUAAGCUUGAUUAAUUUUCAUGUGUUGCUCUUAGAAAGUUGUGACAAACCAUAAAAAGAAAAUGUGAAGCCGUCCAGUUGAAUUAGAGUUAGUUGGGACCAAUUCACAAAGUGAAGUGAAUUCUGUUGAGAAGAGGAUUAAUAAUUUUUGGUAUUUUUGACAAGUGAAAAUACUGUCAUUGUUUUUCCUGCUCUUUCCCUGCUUCAUUUUUAUUGUUGUAAGUUUUAUUUCAGACAUAUCAUAAAAUAGAAUUGUAAUGUUAUCAAGAGAUGCUAUCAUGUUCUAUCAUGUACAUACCAAAUGGUGAGCUGUGGACAGUGUACCACAGUACUACUUGCCUCACUCAUGUUCCUGAACUCUCAUCCAGAGCAAAAAUUGCCUUUUUUUCAGUAAAGCCCACUUAAAGUUUUGCUUAAUUUUUGAGUGAUGUACAUAAGCAUGGUUUCAUUUCAAAUGAUUACAUGCAAAUACUGUAUGUAAUUUUAUUUUUGAACUGUACACUUAAUUUUGGCUCUGAACUAGGUUUUGUGAAAGUCUUUUAGUUAGUAAUACUAAUGCUAACAUUGCCAAUAUGUUAAAGUCUAGUCCAGUCUGAUGCAUUUGGUCCACUCAUAUGGACUAAAGCAAACAUUCUUUUCUCUGGGUUAAUCUUCCAGCCUUCACCCUACAAAGGAAAGUUGAUGUUGUAACAGCUUUUGUUUGAGCUCAAGUUUAGUGUUAGUGUGUCUUUGAUAGCAAUGUCACUCAUUUACCAAGAGAGUUGCAUUCCCCUCAAAACGUGCAACCAUUCAUAGGCAUGUUUGUAUGGGCUGCUGAGGAACCAUAACGUAAGUUAACUCUAAUUGUGUAUGAGGCACCAGGUCACAUCGUAAACACUCAUUUCUACACGAAAUAAGAAAUAAAACUGUUUGGGAAGGAAUGUCAUUAAAGGAAAAGAGUUGACUGAACAUUUAAAUUGAACAGUGUAUAAUCUUUGGGUCAUAAUCUCAUAGAAAGGAAAAAAUGGUUCAAAUAAAACUAUUUCUGCAUCAAAA
Messenger RNA from Frankliniella occidentalis (western flower thrips), 3830 nucleotides. RefSeq lists its product as uncharacterized. Bases 124 to 897 code for a protein of 257 amino acids. The record is from RefSeq and is a predicted model, not a curated record. The transcript has 4 exons. NCBI's taxonomy places the organism in Eukaryota, Metazoa, Arthropoda, Insecta, Thysanoptera, Thripidae. Gene Ontology annotation, molecular function: protein binding.